Petromyzon marinus (sea lamprey) is the source of this 3573-nucleotide messenger RNA. Lineage: Eukaryota; Metazoa; Chordata; Hyperoartia; Petromyzontiformes; Petromyzontidae. The record is from RefSeq and is a predicted model, not a curated record.
AUGAGUGAGCUACGGCAGCGGCGUCGUCAUCGUCGUCAUCGUCGUCAUCGUCGGCAUCGUCGGCAUUGUCAUCGGCCGAGAGCGCACCAUCCCGCACGGCACCAGCGCCGCAACCGCAGCCCGCGCUCGGCGGCCGCCCGCUUCCUGGCGGAGCUGUCGGGCGGUGGAGUUCGUCGCCUCUGGGUCAUCAAGGCGCCCGAGCCGACGGACGGAUACUUCCGCCUUAUGGAGAGCCUCAUGAAGGCGGAUGUCUACUGCGAGCUGGCGGAGAGGCACUUCCACCAGCUGGUGUUGUUUGAGAGCGGAGGCGGCGGAGGCGGCGUCUCCCGGCGCAUCACGGACGAGGGCCGUGUGGUGCGCGCCGGCGUGAGCGCUGAGCUGGUGCCCAGGCUGCUGUCCUACCUGAACUUUGAGAAGGGCAAGUUCGGCAUGCUCCUGCUGCGCAAGAACCUGCAGGUGCAGGAGCGGUACCCCUACCCGGUGAGGCUGGAGGCCAUCCUGGAGACGGUGGACCGCCUGCCGGCGCGGCGCAUCGAGAAGUUACGCCAGCGUGGCUUCGUGGAGCGGUGCAAGGCCGCGGGAGUCGAGGGCCAGGACGGGGGCGGGGGAGCGGGGGGCCGCGGGGAUGCCCGCCUCGCGCCAGGCAGACGAGGUGGUCAGCCGGCGGGUCGGCAGGAGGGUCAGCCGGCGGGUAGACAGGAGGGUCAGCCUGCGGGUAGGCAGGAGGGUCAGCCAGCGGGUAGACAGGAGGGUCAGCCAGCGGGUAAGCAGGAGGGUCAGCCUGCAGGUAGACAGGAGGGUCAGCCGGCGGGUAGGCAGGAGGGUCAGCCGGCGGGUAGACAGGAGGGUCAGCCAGCGGGUAGACAGGAGGGUCAUCCGGCAGGUCGGCAGGAGGGUCAGCCUGCGGGUAGACAGGAGGGUCAGCCUGCGGGUAGACAGGAGGGUCAGCCUGCAGGUAGACAGGAGGGUCAGCCGGCGGGUAAGCAGGAGGGUCAGCCGGCGGGUAGGCAGGAGGGUCAGCCGGUGGGUAGACAGGAGGGUCAGCCUGCAGGUAGACAGGAGGGUCAGCCGGCGGGUAAGCAGGAGGGUCAGCCGGCGGGUAGGCAGGAGGGUCAGCCGGCGGGUAGGCAGGAGGGUCAGCCGGCGGGUAGACAGGAGGGUCAGCCUGCGGGUAGGCAGGAGGGUCAGCCGGCGGGUAGGCAGGAGGGUCAUCCAGUCGGUAGACAGGAGGGUCAGCCGGCGGGUAGACAGGAGGGUCAGCCGGCGGGUAGGCAGGAGGGUCAUCCAAUGGGAAGACAGAAUGGUCAGCCAGUGGGAAAACAGGAGAGCCAGCCAGUGGGUAGACUGAAUCUUCAGCCAGUAGGUAGGCAGGAGAGCCAGCCAGUAGGUGGAAAGGAGAGUCAGCCAAUGGGCCAACAGAAUGGUCAGCCAGUAGGUAGGCACGACAGCCAUCCAGUAGGUAGGCAGGAGAGUCAGCCAGUAGGUCGGCAGAAUGUUCAGCCAGUAGGUAGGCAGGAGAGCCAGCCAAUAGGAAGGCAGGAGAGCCAGCCAAUAGGAAGUCAGGAGGGCCACGGCAGCCAGGAGUCCCAGAGCAGGCAACAGGGACAGGAGGAGGAGGAAGAGGAGGAAGAGGAGAAGGUGGCGGAGAGGAAGGAGAUGCUGCGCCGGUUGAUCAUCAGCCGGCUAGAGAGGCUGCGUGGUGCUGCAGGUGGUGGUGAUGAUGGUGCUGGUGGUGGUGAUGGUGCUGGUGGUGCUGGUGGUGCUGGUGCUGGUGGUGGUGCCGGUGGUGGUAACGGCUCACCUAUUAUCGCAACGCGACCGACAACCACAACAACCACAACAACCGCCGCCACCACCACCACCACCACCACCGCCACCACCACGGCGGUGGCGGCGGCGGUGGCACCGACCCGGGAGGUCGCGACCGCUCCGCCGGCUCCCACCGCGCCCGCUCGGCGUCGCCCGGCGCCCGGCGUCGUCGUCGCCGCGGCGACGACGCCGAGGGCCUCCGACGACGGCCGCGGCGACGGCGAGACCGGGCGGCGCGGGCUCGGCGGGGGGGGGGUCGCGGGAGAGGAGCGGGGGGCGAGCCGGAAGGAGGCGGCACAGCCGGAGGCGACGGAGACGGGCGGCGGGCGACGAGGCGGCGGCGGCGGCGGCGGCGGCGACGAGCGGGUGGACAAGGGGAAGAAGGAGGUGGCGGUGGAGGUGGAGGUGGCGGCGGUGGCAAGCAGCGGCGGUGGCGGCGGUGGCGGCGGCGGUGGCGGCGGCGGCGGCGGCAAGAGGAAGCCGGCCGCGGGCGUCGCCACCGGCGUCAAGGGCCGAGCCGAGGAGGUGGAGAGACGCACGCCGAGACCGCCACCGCAGGCCAAGCCCGGAGACAGGAGGGCCGGGAAAGGAGGAGGAGGUGGAGGAGGAGGUGGAGGAGGUGGAGGAGGAGGAGGAGGAGGUAAGAAAGCCGCCGCCAAGAAGGAGAAGAAGCGGAAGAAGCCGGAGAGGAAGCCGGCGACACGUUCGCUCCCCGCCUUCCUGCAGCAGUUCCACAACAAGCGGCGACUCCUGCUGCUGACCGCCCCGAGCGAGCGCAGUGCCAUGUACACGCAGCAGCGUGACGAGUACCUGGAACACGUGUGCCGGAUGGCCCUUCGCAAGAUCACCAUCCUCACCAUGAUCGGCAACCUCACCUCCAGUUCCUUCAGGAUGGACCACUACCAGAUGGAGAACGAGAAGUCCCUGCGGAUCAGCGAGGGGCUUCCCUCCGACCUCGUGGUGGAGCUGCGCAAGGAGUUUGGGAUGACCUACAACCACUUCUUCAUGGUGCUCACCGACCUUGACAUGAAGGUCAAGCAAUACUACGAGGUGCCGAUCGCGAUGCCCGCCGUCUUUGCGCUGGUGGACACCUUCCCCUCGCGCCUGCGGGAGAUGGAGCGCCAGAAGCGUGAGGGCACCGCCUGCGCCCAGGAGGACCGCCCCCGCUCCCUCGAGAACUUCCUCGCCCGAUUCCGCUGGCGCCGUCGUCUCUUUGUGAUCUCGAGCCCCUCGGACGAGGACUGGAGCUACCAGCAGCAGCUGUACUCACUCAGCGGCCAGGCCUGCAACCUCGGCCUGCGUCACAUCGCCAUCCUCAAGCUGCUGGGGCUGAACGCGGACGCGGGUGGCGUAGUUGAGCUCUACUCCAUCAACGGCAGCUCCAAGGUGGAGCGCGAGGGGGUGCCGGCCUCGCUGGCGCGCGACAUUCGCAACUACCUCCAGGUGAGCGGCGACCACUUCUCCAUGCUGCUGCUGGGCAAGGAUGGGAGUGUGAAGUCGUGGUACCCGUCGCCCAUGUGGUCCAUGGCCAUCGUCUACGACCUCGUGGACUCCAUGCAGCUGCGGCGGCAGGAGAUGGCCAUACAGCAGUCGCUGGGCAUGCGUUGCCCCGAGGUGGAGUACUCCCCCUACACCUACCACCAGCACCACCACCAGCACCACCAGCAGCAGCAGCAGGAGGAGGAGGAUGAGCAGGAGGAGUCACGGCGCUACCGCACGGGCCACGGUCACGACUACUGAAGCGGUUCGCGGGGUGGGGGUGGU